Messenger RNA from Danio rerio (zebrafish), 4939 nucleotides. Lineage: Eukaryota; Metazoa; Chordata; Actinopteri; Cypriniformes; Danionidae. The record is from RefSeq and is a predicted model, not a curated record.
ACACUCCUGAGAAGAAGAAGAAGGCGAAGACUUCAAUGGCGGAGAUGUCUGUCAAUCAAAAAGUAGGUCGUGCCGUGAUGUAAAGGACAAUAACAACAAAGCACAAAAGUCUACCGAUGACCUCUUGACACCUCCAGCAGGAAGCUAGUCAGACCAUGGCCACUGGUGCUGCAGUCGGGGACAGUCAGAUCCAGAGGAUUAUCAGAGAUCUGCGCGAUGCUGUUUCCGAACUGACAAAGGAGUAUAAAGAGAGCGGUGAGCCCAUUACUGAUGACAGCUCCAAUCUGCACAAGUUCUCCUACAAGCUGGAGUAUCUGCUUCAGUUCGACCAAAAGGAGAAAACAACAUUUCUGGGCUCCAGAAAAGACUACUGGGAUUACUUCAGCGACUGCCUGGCCAAAAUCAAAGGAGCAAAUGAUGGAAUUCGCUUCGUUAAAUCAAUUUCAGAGCUGAAGACGUCUCUGGGCAAGGGCAGAGCAUUUAUCCGUUACUCUCUGGUGCAUCAGCGGCUGGCAGACACACUCCAGCAGUGCCUCAUGAACUCCAGAGUCACCAGUGACUGGUAUAAUCCGAGGAGUCCGUUUCUCAAACCCCAUCUCAGCGUGGACAUCAUUAGUUAUCUCUACGAGCUCAAUGAUGUCCAGUUUGAUGUGGCAUCCAGAGGUCAUGACCUUGACGCAGAAUGGCCCACUUUUGCCAGGAGGACAUUAGGAAUGACUAGCUCUCCCAGUCACUUGUGGAAAGCACCGAGUCGUAGUUCCAGCAUCAACAGUCUGGCCAGCACAUACUCACAGCAGCACCAUGAGUUCCCUGGGAGUCCAGACUUUGGACCUGGGCUUUUAUCAGAUAUGUCUAUGCAAAACUCCAGCAUACUGAAUGAUACCUCAAUGAGUGCUAUAGACGAACUCCGUCUGGAGCUUGACCAGUCUGAAUUAAAGCAAAGAGAGCUUAUUGACCGGAUUCAGCAGUUAGGUGAUGAGGGGAGUGAACUGCGUGGAGUUGUUGUGGAACUGCAAAGGCAGCUAGAUGUUUCUUUAGCGGCCCAAGGUAACCAUCAGGAGCUACAACGUAACCUGGAGGUCUUAAUUGAGAGCGAACAUGCACUCUCCCGUGAGGUGGAGGUCUUAAGAGAUCGAGAAACCAGGAGGGAGGUUUCCCAUAAAGACCUUCAGGACAUGCUGGCAGCAGCGGAGCGUAAAAACGAGGAGCUGAUGACAAGGCUAGAUGGAGUAUUGGAUGAGAAAGGUCAAAGGGCGGCCAGUGAUUUCAACUCAGCCCAGAAGAUUCACGAGCUUUUGAAUGAAUUAAAAGAGGCUGAGAAGAAGAGGAUGGAUGCUCUGGCUGAAGGAGAAGAGAAGAGGAGGCAUGCUGAACAUCUUGCCGAGGAAGUCAAAGUGAAAGAUGAAGCUCUCAAAGAGGCUGAGGUGAAAAUGGCAGCUUGGAUGGAGAAGGGUGAACAACUGCAAACCAGGGCGGUGGAGCAGCGUAAUUUCAUGGAGAAACUUCAAGGUGCACUUGCAGUAAGAGAGAAAGAGACCAGCAACCUGCAGAGGCAACUACGAGAUCUUCAGAACUCUCUGGAGAACAUGGAAAAGCAGGCCAAUGUGGAGAAGAAGAGGAUGCAAGAUGAUAAAGAAGAGCUUGAGAUGAAAAUGAAUGGUCUAGAGGGGCUGUUACAAUCACUUCGGACACAGUUAAAGGUUAAAGAAUCUGAUCUUCUCUCCAGUACCAAGAGAGUUCAUUUCCUGGAGAGGGAAUCAGAGAAGCUUAGGAGCGAGAAUCAGAAGUUGGAGUAUGAGUUGGAGAACAGCACCAAAAAGGAGGCCAAGAAGAUUGAUGAAUACAAGGAUAGCUGCGCCAAGCUUAUUGAGCAAAACACUAAGCUUCUGCAGACGGUGAAUAAGAAUGAAGAGAGCAAGAAAGAGUUGCUUGAAAACAAAUCAUCCUUGGAGAGCGAGUUGGCGGGAUUGAGGGCCUCAGAGAAGCAGUUACGAGCUCAAAUCGAUGAUGCCAAAGUGACUGUGGAUGAACGAGAGCAGCGGCUGAGAGAGGAGAACAGAAAUCUGGAUGAGAGUCUGCAGAAGGCCAACAUGCAGCUGGAGGAAUCCGAGAGCUCAAUUCGGCAAAAGGAGCAGGAGAACAAGGACCUCAUGGAGGUUCAGGUCACUCUUAAAUCAGCUCUCGCAGCCAUGCAGAAAGAGAUACGUGACAUAAACAACCAGAUCGGUGAACUUGAGAAGAAUCUUGGAGUUGCGAGGUGUAACGAAGCAAAUCUGAACGCGCAGCUUAAAGAUAAGGCCACCCAGCUGGAAGAUCGAGAGAAGCUCUGUGAGGAGCUCCAGGGAAGAGUGGAAGAACUGGAAAGUCGGCAGAGGGAUUUGGAAGUGGAGAAGACAAAAGCAGAAAGAGCCUUUGUUAAACAAACAGAGAUGAUUCAGAGUCUUGAAGCACAGAGAAACCUGGCAGAGAAGACACAACUUGAAAAAAGCACAUGUCAAGCUAAAGAAACUAAAGAGAUGGCCUUAAAAUUGACUCUUCUAGAAGAUCAACUGGGAUUGAGUGCGAAGGAAGUUUCUAAGCUACAAGAGGAAGUGGUUAAUCUCAGGGCUAAACUUCACAGUGCUGUGGAGGAGAAGGACAAGACGCAAGCAAAGCUUGAGGUCACCGAAGCUUCCUGUGCUGAACUGCGGAUCUUGACUGAGCACUUGAAGAAGCAGGCCGAGGAGCAGAAUCGGCUGCAUGUGAGCGAGCUGCUGCAGUCUAGUGAACAUGUUGAUAAAUUAACUUCGCAGCUGAACCAGGAGACCUCAGCGCAUGAGAAAACCACUGCAGCACUUGCUUCCGCUAAAGAGGAUCUAGUGGCUCUCAAGGCCCAGAAUGAGCGGAUGGUCCUGGAGAAUGCGGAAACCAGAGAGAGUCUCCACCGGGUCAACACUGAAAUGGCAGAGUUGGGAAUGACUAUUUGCAAGCUCACCGCCGAGCGGGAAGAGGCCCGGGAACGUUGGGCCGCUGAAGCUGUACGCAUCCAAGAACUUCAGCAGCACGGAGUGAAGGAGACAGAGCGACUCAAUGCCAGCUUGGUGGCUCUGCAUCAAGAAAACUCCAGUCUGCAGGAAGAGCUCCAGCAAACAGACAAACUGUCAGAAACCAUGCUGGAGCUAAAGCAGCUGCUGGACAAAACUGAGGGCGAACGGGACGCUGCACGGGAAGAGAUCACCGCUGUGAAAUUCCAGAUGAGCACAGAGAGCAUGUCUCUCAAGCACCAAAUGAAGAGUCUUCAAGAAGAGAUUGACGGUUUGAAAGAUCAGCUAGACACAGAGAGGAAGAAGAAAUCAGAGCUGGAGGCCAAAUUAUCCGAACUAGAGGGAGCGAAUGUGGAAUACUCUCGUCUGAUUGAGGAGAAGGACUCGCACAUUACUUACUGUGAGACUUUGCUGCGUGAGAGCGAGUCUGAGACACAGCAACUGCAGGAAAGAGCAUCAAGAUCCAAAGAGGCUCUUAGUGAUGUAGAGAAGGAGAGGGAAGAAUUGAAGCAGAAAUUGGAUCAAGUGUUGAUGGAGACUCAGAACCAGCAUCUCCGCAUGUCUGCUGAACUGGAGGACCUGGGACAAACUAAAGUCAACCUGGAGGAACGGCUCAUUGAACUUAUUAGAGAUAAGGACGCUCUGUGGCAGAAGUCUGAUGCUCUAGAGUUCGAGCAGAAGCUAAGAGCAGAGGAGCAGUGGUGGCUGGUGGAUAAAGAGGCCACACACUGUCUGGGCUGCCAGGGUCAGUUCACAUGGUGGCUGCGGAGGCAUCACUGCAGGUUGUGUGGCCGUAUCUUCUGCUACUAUUGCAGCAACAAUUACGUGAUGACCAAAAACUCAAAGAAGGAGCGCUGCUGUCGAGAGUGUUACACACAACACGGCGCUGUGGUGGAGAGAUUCACCAAAGCUGAACUCAACAGCUCAUCAGACAACCAGCCAUCAAACACUGCCGCUCAGCUGCCACCGCCUCCAUAUAUACCCACACCAAGAGUUACAGUUACAGAUCCUGGUGAGAGGGCUGAUGAUGGAGCGUUUGACAUUAUUACAGACGAGGAAGUGAACCAGAUCUAUGACAGCGACUCGCGCACCACCAAUGGAUCACAUGAGGAGGAAGGAGGACAAACCGGAGAUAAUAGCGUAUCAAGUGACGUGACGUCUGAAGAACAGGAAGACAUGAUUUCAGUACAGGAUGCAGAAAUCACCCUCCUCAAGUCAGGAGAGCUCAGUGCCUCUGUGCCUCUGGAUAUAGAUGAGAUUCCUCAUUUCGGCGAUGGCUCCCGUGAGCUGUUUGUCAAGUCCAGUUGUUACAGCACCAUUCCCAUCACAGUGGGCGACCGCGGACCCAUCAUCAGCUGGGUUUUCUCCUCCGAGCCAAAGAGCAUCUCCUUCACUGUGGUGUACAGAGAGACACUUGACACACCUGUCGAGCAGGCCAAGGUUCUGAUUCCCCUCACGCGCUGUAACUCACACAAAGAGACCAUACAGGGACAACUCAAAGUGCGCAACGCUGGAGUCUACACACUCAUCUUCGAUAACUCAUUCUCCAGAUUUCUCUCCAAGAAGGUCAACUACCACCUGACCAUUGAGAAGCCCGUCAUCUACGAUGGAAGUGACUUCCCUUAAUAGCAGUGUUGUGGUUUGUAGUGUCUACAGUUUGUGUAAAACUGACUGUUAAGUAUUGACUUUAUCAUUUUAAUUCAGACCUGUUCCUGUGUACCAAGGGCUUCGGUUUUACACAUUUAUUUUAUAUUUUAAUGUUUUACCACUGAUAGAAUAGCUGUAAUCUGUUGUGACUGGUGUUAUGAACGGGUUUCUACAGUUGCAUGAAAGCAGAAUAUUUGCUUUUUUUGUUGUGUGUUUUAAUAUUAUUAGUGUGGUUUUAGCCGUUUUAAAUGAUUACAGACACUACAGAU